This is a messenger RNA of Daldinia caldariorum, 1277 nucleotides long. Its product is annotated as GroES-like protein. Gene Ontology annotation, molecular function: oxidoreductase activity, acting on NAD(P)H. The transcript is spliced from 2 exons. The record is from RefSeq and is a predicted model, not a curated record. The coding region runs from base 145 to 1173 and encodes 342 amino acids. NCBI's taxonomy places the organism in Eukaryota, Fungi, Ascomycota, Sordariomycetes, Xylariales, Hypoxylaceae.
CCUAACACUGAUAAGCCUUGCCGCCUCCUUCUAACUCUACCUACCUCUUACUUACGAGGUAAUAGCGUCGCAUAUUCAUUUAUACAAUACUUACCUUACCUUACCUUACCUACCUCCUAAGUAGCUAGAAGAUAGACCUUCACAAUGUCGACACAUCUCGCAGCAUUCCUUACCGGAAAGGGGCAGCCGCUCGAAGUCCGGGAAAAGCAGACGCCCAAGCCGGGCCCCGACGAACUUCUUAUCGACGUGAAGUCGAUCGCCUUGAACCCCAUCGACUGGAAGCAGCGCAACUUUGGUUUCGCCGUCGCCGAUUACCCCGCCGUGGUCGGCUCAGACGUCGGCGGGGUCGUGCUCGAGGCCGGCUCCAACGUAUCCGCCAUCUUCAAGCCCGGGACUCGCGUCACGGCUUUUGCGCCGGCCUUCUUCGCCCAGGGAGCUCCCGAUUACGGCGCCUUCCAGCAGCGGCCUAUCAUCCCGGCGGUGAAUGCCGCUCCGAUCCCCGACUACCUUUCUUUCAACGAAGCUGCCACACUUCCUAUGGCUUUUGCUACGGCGUGGUCCGGCUGGGAAACUAUCGGUGUUUCCCGCACCACCGCCUAUUCUCCCAGCGACAAGCAAGGCCUUCUAGUCUGGGGCGGUUCUUCUAGCGUCGGCACCGCAGUGAUACAAAGUGCCAAGCUACUCGGUUUCACCGUGUACGCCACCGCGAGCGCCAAGCACCACGACUACAUCAAGUCGCUAGGUGCGUCGCGAGUUUUCGACUACAAGGAGCCCAACGUGGAAGACGCCAUCGUCAAGGCGGGCAAGGAAGACGGCCUCACGUUCCAAUACGGGUACGACGCCGUGGGCGCUACCCAGUCCUGCCAAACCAUCCUGAAAGCCCUAAAGGGGAGCGGGCCGGCUCACCUCGCCUCCGCACCCCCCUUAGACCCCAACGGGCCCACUCCAGAGGACGUCGAGACUAAGUUCGUCGCUGCCUCGACCGACGAUAAGGUGCGGGAAGGACAGUUCUCGUUUAUUUUCAACACGUGGUUGAAGGAGAAGUUGAAGAAGCGCGAGAUCGUGCCGAGCCCGAAGAUUCAAGUGGUAGAGGGAGGCCUGCAUGGAAUCAACAAGGGCCUUGAUAUCUUGAAGGCUGGGGUUAGCGGCACGAAGCUGGUUCUCGAGCUUUAGCGGAUAGAUACGAUAUUAAAAUUAUACGAUGCAGUUGAGAUGUCUUAAUUAUGACUAUGGAACUAGAGAGAUUUCUCCGGGAUACAUCACUGUGCGAAGCCAAU